Messenger RNA from Lynx canadensis (Canada lynx), 1101 nucleotides. RefSeq names its product actin like 8 (gene ACTL8). The coding region runs from base 1 to 1101 and encodes 366 amino acids. NCBI's taxonomy places the organism in Eukaryota, Metazoa, Chordata, Mammalia, Carnivora, Felidae. Gene Ontology annotation, cellular component: stress fiber; actin filament; striated muscle thin filament. Gene Ontology annotation, biological process: skeletal muscle thin filament assembly. The transcript is spliced from 2 exons. The record is from RefSeq and is a predicted model, not a curated record.
AUGGCCGCGAGAACCAUUAUCAUCGACCACGGGUCUGGCUUUCUGAAGGCUGGCUUGUCUGGGUGGAACGAGCCCCAGAUGGUCUUCCCGAGCAUCGUGAACUACAUCCCGUGCAGGGAGAACCCCGGCCCCAGCUAUGCCCGAAGGCGCGUGAGUCUGGGCAUCGACAUUUGCCACCCUGAUACCUUCAGCUACCCCAUCCAGCGUGGCCGCGUCCUCAACUGGGAAGGCGUGGAGCACAUCUGGUCAUUUGUCCUGGAGAAACACAGGCGGGAGCAUGAGGACUCCCCCGUGAUGGUCACAGAGUGCCCUCUGAGGGAGCCCGCGGACCGACAGAAGACCCUGGAGAUUAUGUUUGAGUUACUGGAUGUGCCGUCCGUACUCCUGGCCGACCAGCUGGAGAUGUCCCUGUACGCCUCGGGCCUCCUGACCGGCGUGGUGGUCGAUUCCGGCUACGGCCUGACCCGCGUGCAGCCCUUCCAUCUGGGCCGCCCCUUACAGCCCGGCGGCAAGACGCUGGAGUUCGCGGGCCAGGAUCUGGCGGCCUAUCUCUUCAAGAGCCUCUUUAAGGAGGAUUGCAAUCGCCACAACCUGUUUCAGCUGGAAACGGUGGCCACCACGCAGAUGAGCAAGUGCUAUGUGCCGCAGAACCUGGGGGAGGCGCUCGACUUCCGCCAGAGCCUGCCGAGCGGCUCGGACGACAGCAACGUCUACCAGCUCCCCGACGGCACCCGCGUGGAGCUGACCCCCAUGCAGCGGCUGGCCCCCGAGAUGUUCUUCAGCCCCCAGGUGUUCGACCUGCAAGGGCCCGGCAUCUCCCAGGCCGUGGUGGAUGCCAUCCUGGCCUGCGAGGCCUCCAUGCACCCGCUGCUCACCUCCCACGUGAUGGCCUGCGGGGGCAACACCCUGUACCCCGGCUUCACCAAGCGCCUGUACAAGGAGCUGAUGGCAGAUCAUUUCUCCUCCUCCAAGGCCACCAUGUGGGUGGGUUCCAAAAGAAACUUCAGCGUCUGGCUGGGAGCGUCCGUGGUGGCCCAUCUGUCUACCUACAGGUCCGAGUGGAUGACCAAGGAGGAGUAUGAGGAGAGUCUCAGGCUGUGA